GGAUACAGGUGUACGCUGUUCGAAGAAACAUGCUGUUUUUGCACUGCUACGCUUUAGUUAAGUCUUAGAAUAAAUAAAUAUAAUUUAUUAGCAAAUAUUAUCCUAUUAUUGUCGGAUGCGGGUUAUGUGCUUUAUUGUCAGGGGAAAGAAACGUUCACCUGGGCUCUUUGGACCCUCCAGGUUACCGUACCGACGUCUAGCAGCGUGACUCUGUGAAGGCGGUACAUUAGUCCUGUUAGAAAAAUCACCACUGUACGUCUACUGAGCUUUUAAUAUCACAACAUAAGCUCGUCUAACAUGAAGACGAUCACUGUAAUCGGCAGUGGGCUGAUCGGCCGCUCCUGGUCUAUGGUGUUUACCAGUGGAGGCUUCAGGGUAAAGAUCUAUGACAACCAACCAGAACAGGCUGCUAAGGCCAUCACAGAGAUCAGGAAACAGAUGGAGGAGCUGGAGGAAGCCCACAUGCUGAGAGGGGAGCUGACAGCGGUGCAGCAGCUUUCCCUUAUCAGCAGUUAUGAUGACCUCGCUCAGGCACUGGAGGGAGCCUUCUUUGUCCAGGAGUGUGUAUUUGAGAACCUGGAGGUCAAACAGAGCGUCUUCCAGGACACAGAGCGUCUUGUGGGGGAGGAUGUCAUCUUGAGCAGCUCUACCUCCUGCCUGGUGCCAAGUGACGUCUUCUCCAAAGUCCAGAACAGGCGUCGAUGCCUCGUCUCCCAUCCGGUUAACCCACCCUACUAUGUCAAACUGGUGGAGCUGGUGCCACACCCAGAGACGACAGCAGCUGUUAUGAAUGCCACCUAUGCACUCAUGACCAAGGUCGGCCAAGCACCCAUCCGCCUCAAGAAAGAGAUCGAUGGCUUUGCCCUCAACAGAGUCCAGGCGGCCAUCACCGCAGAGUCCUGGAGGCUGGUCCAGGACGGCAUCGUCUCCGUCAAGGACAUUGACCUGGUGAUGUCAGAGGGGCUGGGAAUGCGUUACGCUUUUAUCGGUCCCAUGGAAACGAUGCACCUCAAUGCACCUGAAGGUUUAGGAGACUACAUGAACCGUUACGGACGGAGCAUAACGAGGAUGCUGAACUCCUUCGGGCCUGUGCCCGACUUCCUCAGCCAGACAUCCAAGAACAUCAUUAACGAGAUGUGUGAGCUCAUUCCCAGCGACCAGCAGCAUCUGUCAGGCAGGAGGGAGAGGAGGGACCAGCUCCUCCUGGGUCUGGCCAAGCUGAAGAAGGACCACUAGGACCGGGAUCAGGAUCACGGCCUCAGCCUUUGACCCAAAAUGAUAAAAUAUGGAUACAGAUGUGUGAACAAUGAAGGCGACAACAACAUUUUACAUAUAUACUGUACAUGUUGUUGUUACUGAGCCGCUGAACGCCACACAAAGGCCUCCUGUGCAAACGAGACCAGCAAAAACAGCGAUAAUACAAUAAAAUCAUACAUUUGAAUUGA
Betta splendens (Siamese fighting fish) is the source of this 1445-nucleotide messenger RNA. RefSeq names its product crystallin, lambda 1 (gene cryl1). The record is from RefSeq and is a predicted model, not a curated record. Lineage: Eukaryota; Metazoa; Chordata; Actinopteri; Anabantiformes; Osphronemidae. Gene Ontology annotation, biological process: fatty acid metabolic process. The transcript is spliced from 9 exons. Bases 298 to 1236 code for a protein of 312 amino acids. Gene Ontology annotation, molecular function: NAD+ binding; L-gulonate 3-dehydrogenase activity.